Cololabis saira (Pacific saury) is the source of this 1251-nucleotide messenger RNA. It is a transcript of the gene sla1a, whose product is annotated as Src like adaptor 1a. The coding region runs from base 132 to 974 and encodes 280 amino acids. The record is from RefSeq and is a predicted model, not a curated record. NCBI's taxonomy places the organism in Eukaryota, Metazoa, Chordata, Actinopteri, Beloniformes, Belonidae. The transcript is spliced from 8 exons. Gene Ontology annotation, molecular function: protein binding.
CACACUCUGACAUGUCCUGAGAUCAUGCAGCGUCUCUAGGACCAGGCUCGGUGCUGCUGUCGCGACCCUCUCGGGCCGUCACCUCCAUCGCCACACUUAAUGCUACCACCUGCAGUAACUUCCAAAGUCUAAUGUCUGGAAUCUGGCGCCUCUGGAGGAUGGGGAACAUGAUCCGAGGUGUGAGUCCCAGUAACAAGGAAAACCUUGAAGGCACUCUAAAAGAUUCAGACAGCGACAUGGUGGUGGUGCUGCAGGACUACCCCUCUGCUGAAAUCAGCGAGCCCAUCUACAGGAUAGGGCAGAAGCUCCAAGUCAUUGCACAGGAGGCUUAUUGGUGGAAGGUUCGCUCUCUUCAGACGGGGAAGGAGAACUACAUCCCCAACAACCACGUGGCAAAAGUUUACCAUGGGUGGCUGUUUGAAGGAGUGGGGAGGCAAAAGGCCGAAGAGCUGCUCCUCCUACCUGGGAACAGAGCGGGAUCGUUUCUGGUGCGGGAAAGCGGUGCAGAAAGAGGUCAGUAUUCACUUUCAGUGAAGCACAGGAUCAUAAAGCACUAUCGUAUCUUCAGACUGGACAACAGCUGGUACUACAUUUCUCCUGGCCUCACUUUCCAGUGCCUUGAAGAUUUGGUCAACCAUUACUCUGACUCUGCAGAUGGGCUGUGCUGUAUGCUAACGUGUCCCUGUCUAUCGGGCACACCCGAGCCAUCGGAUGGAAGUUCAGAACCUCCACCUGUAGUUAUGCGGCGCAACUUUGACUGGAGGAAAGUAGACAGGAAACAGCUGGUCAGCACAGACAGCCACAAUGAGAACAUUGUGAGCUACGGAGUCAGAAACAGCAUCGCAGCCUACCUGUCCUUCUCUGGACAUGAAGACUCUACGAAGGAGCAUGGUGGGCAGGAGCGCAGGAAGAAAAAGAGUAGAUCUCUGUAUUUGUUCUCCCGUGCAAACGCCGAGUAUGACGACACCUUGUAGAGACAGCAGGGGGAGUCCAGAAGACUGGAUGAGGCUCAAGCGGAGGCCCGCGGAGGGAGACUUUCCUAGAAAUUCUCCACAUGUCCCAACCUUGACUGUUGCUGCACUGACACACACCGAUCACAGUAUCUUAAAGGGGACCUAUUAUGAAAAACAUGUUUUUUCUUGCUUUAACAUGUAUAAAGUGGUCUCCCCUCAGCCUGCCAACUCAGAGAAGGAGGAAAGCAACUAAAUUCUGCAGUGUCUGUACAGCCGCCCGGAUGAUCCAUCCAGUGUG